GACACACUGUGGAACGCAGUGCUGGAGUAUUGGCCGGACAUGGACAAGAGAAUCAGCCGGAUCGACUAUGUAGGCACUCGGCACCAAGGCAGUGAUCGUGUGCGGCAUGUCUGCGGUGCGAUAGGCGCCAAUGACCGUCUCUACCGUGCCUUCGCUGAAGGCUGCGUUGUCACGGAGGCGGUGCGAGACCUGGUGGAUGAAAAAGCUGGCACUGUCAUCCACCCCGGAGGGCAAUGUCUUUCUGGCCACCUUCAGUUCAAGACUUGGACGCGGAUUCUAGGCCGGCCGGAGCAGCCCGUCAGCCUCGAGUGCCGCCGACAGGUCUGGCGGAUAGAUGAUGUGAUGGCCUGUGUGGUUUGUGCGGAAGAUUUUUCCUCGAAUGUCAUGGAGGCAACCAAUAUUUUUACGAAGAUGCCCUGUGGAUCAUGGCGAAUGGUCCACCACCAUGGUAGCCCAUCACAUUGA
Symbiodinium natans is the source of this 465-nucleotide messenger RNA. The record is from the annotation of a GenBank genome assembly. Lineage: Eukaryota; Dinophyceae; Suessiales; Symbiodiniaceae.